AAUAUGCUUGGACGUGUUUUGCGAAUUAGCGCUUUUUCUCGCCAAGUUGCCGCUGUAUUUGCUGUGCGACCGUCAACCACAUGUACAGCAACGUCAUCUCCAGAUGAUCCUUUGAAAGGGCUUAUCGACUCCUUGUCAAAUGAAAACGAGAUUUCUCCUGCCGAAAAGCUGAUUCCUUUUUCUGCAAAUAUCAAAGACUUCAGAAAUUUUCUUGAAACGCGAAAGGACCGACUCCAACCUUCUGAUUUCUUAAAUGUUCUGAAGUCUGCCCUGCUACUAGAUAGAGAAAAUCGUUUUGCUUCAGAAUUUAUCAAGAAUUGCGGAAAAGAACCUAACGAGCAGGCUAUUAUGCAAAUGCCGGUAAAUGAUGACCUGAUCUCAAUGAUGACCGCUCUCCUUGAGCUUGGGCUUGCAAAAGAAGAAUUAUUUCGUAAUCUGGAAAAAAGGCUUUCAGGUGACAUAGGUGGGUCUCUCCAUCUACUGAUUUUAAAGACAAUUUCGGGUUGUUUUGAGUGA
Messenger RNA from Strongylus vulgaris, 516 nucleotides. Lineage: Eukaryota; Metazoa; Nematoda; Chromadorea; Rhabditida; Strongylidae. The record is from the annotation of a GenBank genome assembly.